Molecule: messenger RNA, 306 nt
Organism: Rotaria sp. Silwood2
Lineage: Eukaryota; Metazoa; Rotifera; Eurotatoria; Philodinida; Philodinidae
Source: the annotation of a GenBank genome assembly
AUGCCAGAUGUCUACUCGAUUCACCGUGAUAUCGAUCUCUGGGGACCUGAAGAUGUUGAUCUAUUUAUUCCCGAACGUCAUUCCGUUAAACGUGAUCCUGCACCCUUUGUAGCAUUUGGCAUUGGACCUAGAAACUGUGUGGGAAUGAGAUUUGCUUUGAUGGAAUUAAAACUGUGUUUGACUCAUUUGUUAUAUACAUAUAAUAUUCUACUAGGUGAAAAGCUCAAUCAAGGCAUGACGCUACGAGAAGGAAAUGUUAUUACACCAGAGGCCAUCUAUGUUAAACUUGAAAAACGAUUGAAAUAA